Oncorhynchus masou masou (cherry salmon) is the source of this 3486-nucleotide messenger RNA. RefSeq names its product sarcalumenin (gene srla). The record is from RefSeq and is a predicted model, not a curated record. Gene Ontology annotation, molecular function: GTP binding. The coding region runs from base 5 to 2740 and encodes 911 amino acids. The transcript is spliced from 10 exons. NCBI's taxonomy places the organism in Eukaryota, Metazoa, Chordata, Actinopteri, Salmoniformes, Salmonidae.
CAAAAUGAAGCCUCUACAGGUCUCUGUGUCCUGCUUGCUCUCCCUGCUUGUCCUGGUCGCUGCAGACCUAGUGGUGAAGGCCUCCAGCCCCGAUGAGCUGCAUCUCCACGUGCCGCUCUCCUGUGACCUCUCCUGUGACUCCACAGAUGACCAUGGAGGACAAAUCUCCUCCAACGACACCCCGGCCCCAGGCUCCGUGUGUCAGUCCUGUAACCCCCCACGAAGCCUUGCUACACCGGCCGAAGAGGAGCCCCUAGCCUCCACAGAGGAGGUCCCCAUGGAGAGGUUGGCUAGCGAAGAGGAGCCCCUAGCCUCCACAGAGGAGGUCCCCAUGGAGAGGUUGGCUAGCGAAGAGGAGCCCCUAGCCUCCACAGAGGAGGUCCCCAUGGAGAGGUUGGCGAGCGAGGAGGAGGAGGCUGCAUCUGAGGAGGUGGUAGCUGAGGAGGAAUCUGUGGAGUCUGCAGAGACUUCAGAGGAGGUCCAAGCAUCAGAGGAGAGGGUGGAGGAAGCUGCCUCGUCUGAGGAGGAAGAACUGGAGGAAGCUGCCUCAUCUGAGGAGGAAGAACUGGAGGAAGCUGCCUCAUCUGAGGAGGAAGUAGUGGAGGAAGCUGCCUCGUCUGAAGAAGAGGUUAUAGAGGAGGUUGAGGCAGAACAUGAAGCUGAGGAAGAAGAGGUUGUAGAGGAAGAGGAAGCAGUGAAGGAAGCUGUGGCCAUGGAGGAGGAAGUGGAUGUAGUUGAAGAGGAAGUAGAGGAAACAAUAGAAGAACCUGCAGUAGAGGAACCUGUUGUUGAGGAGGUAACGACUGAGGAGGUUGCCGAGGAGGAGGCAGUAGAGGAGGCAGUAGAGGGGGCAGUAGAGGAGGCAGUAGAGGAGGCAGUAGAGGAGGCAGUAGAGGAGACAGUAGAGGAGGCAGUAGAGGGGGCAGUAGAGGGGGCAGUAGAGGAGGCAGUAGAGGAGACAGUAGAGGAGUCAGUAGAGGAGGCAGUAGAGGAAGAAGUAGAGGAAGAAGUAGUAUUAGUGGCUGAACCUGUGGUGGAACCCAAGCUGGUUGAAUCCGAGCCAGAACCUGCGGUGGAACCUGAAGUGGUUGAACCCGAGCCAGAGGCGGUGGUCAAGGAGGUGGCUCCAGAACCAGAGCCUGUUGUAGAGGAAGCUGCUCCGGAACCCACUCCGGAACCUGCGGAAGCCGCUCCAGAACCUGUAGAAGCAGGUGAGGUGGUUGUGGAGGCAGUGAAGGAGGAGGAGCUGGUGGAUGAGGUGGCAGCUGUUUUGGAGGAGGUACAUGUUUUUGAGGAGGAGGCGACUGUUGUUGAGGAGGCGCCUGUUGAGGAUGUGACAGUGGAGGACACACCAGCAAAGGCAGAAGCACCAGUAAAAGUGGGUGAGGAGGCAGCAAAGCUCAGAGACUGCUCCCACAUCGAUGAGAUGCUCCGAUUGGUUUCUGCCGAAUCCUCGCCUGAGUUCUCUGCUGCUAUGAAGAAGCUGCAGCACAUCUACCACUCAGCCAUCAAGCCCAUGGAGACGGCCUACAAGUACAACGAGCUCAGAGCUCACGAGGUCACAGAUGGAGAGAUCACCUCCAAGCCCAUGGUACUGUUCCUGGGACCCUGGUCUGUAGGCAAAUCCUCCAUGAUCAACUACCUGCUGGGCGUGUACGGUACCCCACAACAACUUUACACAGGUGCUGAGCCCACUACAUCUGAGUACACAGUGGUGAUGCACGGUGACAAGUUCCGCUCGGUGGAGGGCAUCGUGAUGGCAGCCGACAGCUCCAGGUCCUUCUCCCCUCUGGAGAAGUUUGGCCAGGGGUUCCUGGAGAGGCUGGUGGGGAUUGAGAUGCCCCAUAAACUGCUGGAGAGAGUCACCCUGGUGGACACGCCUGGGAUUAUUGAGAACCGCAAGCAGCAGGAGAGAGGCUACCCCUAUAGCGAGGUGUGUCAGUGGUUCAUUGACCGUGCUGACCUCAUCUUCCUGAUGUUUGACCCCACCAAGUUGGACGUGGGCGGGGAGCUGGCGACACUGUUCAAACAGAUGAAGGGCCGAGAGUCCCAGAUCCGCAUCAUCCUGAACAAGGCAGACAGCCUGUCCUCCCAGGACCUGAUGCGUGUCUACGGCGCCCUGUUUUGGUCCAUGGCUCCUCUCAUCAACGCCACAGAGCCUCCCCGGGUCUACGUCAGCUCCUUCUGGCCCACAGAAUACGCAGCCGACACCAGCCGAGAGCUCUUCAUACGGGAGGAGAUCUCACUGCUCGAAGACCUCAACCAGGUAAUUGAGAACCAGCUGGAGAACAAGAUAGCCUUCAUCCGCCAGCACGCCAUCCGGGUCAGGAUCCACGCCCUGCUGGUAGAUCGCUACCUCCAUACAUACCACGAGAAGCUGGGCUGGUUCAGCGACCCCGACGAGGUGUUCAGGGACAUCGUCUCAGACCCUGACAAGUUCUACAUCUUCAAGUCCAUCCUGGCCAAGACCAAUGUGAGCAAGUUCGACCUGCCAGACAAAGAGGCCUACCAGGACUUCUUUGGCAUCAACCCUCCAUCAGGCUUUAAGCAGCUGUCCUCCCUCUGUUCCUGGUCGUCAGGCUGUCUGAUUGACAAGAUAGAGAAAGCUAUCACUGUGGAGCUCCCUGCCCUACUGAUUAGCCUGGGAAGGAAAGACAGUCCACCCCCAGCCAAGGCCACCCCAGCCCCUCCACCACCACUUCCUGAGGCAAAACCCAAGAACCGCUGGCGAAAGGAUUGAGGAGGAGAGAUGAAGAGAGGGAUGAAUGGAGAGAAGAGGACGGGGAGCAAAGGAAGGAAGACAAAAAGGAGGGAGGCUGAAGCCAGAGGCUGUACUGGGGUGACUGGACACGGGGAAGAGAGGAGAGAGGGAUGGGGUGGAGGAUAGGAAAUAUGUACAGCUGGGGAAGAAGGGGGAUUGAAGCCACAUGAAGCAAAUGGGAACCUUGCAGGCCCAUUAGAAGUAAUCCAACGAGAAAAAAAACGGAAACAAGUUUUUUAACUAUUUAAAUCAGAGACUCUUAUCUUCCUAAGUGUUAUUAUUUAACUCCGAACGAGAACAGGGAAAUAUAAACAAGAGUUUGUUUUAUUUCUGUUUGUUUGCCAGUUUGUUUAUUUUAUUUAUUCAAGUUUUUCUCUUCUUCUUCAUCCGUAGACAAGAGGGAAAAAUACCAGCGAUCAGUUACAGCAUAAUAUUCUAUUCUAUUGUCUUUAUUGUCAUUUCAAAAGGGUCUGGAUUUCUGUGCUCCCUACCAGCAGUCAGUUACAGCAUUCUUCUAUGGUAUUGUAUUGUAUUUUAUUGUCUUUAUUGUCAUUUCUAAACAACAGCUUAUCUUCGUUGUCAGUGAGGUAUGUCAUUGCUGUGUAAGAACGCAUUUGUACAUUGAUGCCAGUGAAAUGGGCCGUAGCCUUCUCUUCCUGUUGUUAUGGCUUUGCCUCAAUAUACUGCAUGUCAAAGUCACAUUAAAGCUGUAUUUUAUCCUUGUA